AUGCUCAGAUGCACCCCACCCUUCAGGAGGUUGCAACUCCUCGCGCGGCAGGGUGCAUGGUGGCAAGUGCUGGCAGAACUGCAGGAAUGGCCAUCUCGCGGCUGCACGCCAGAUGUCGUCGCUCUCUCCGUUGGGAUCACGGCCUGCGCCAGGGCGGCAAAGUGGCAAGAUGCGAUUGGUCUGGUGUCUGCGAUGUCAAAGAUGGGUGUGAGGCCAAACACCGUGGCUUACAACAGCAUGCUUGCAGCAUGCAGCACGGGUCAAGCGUGGGAGAUGGCUCUGGGCUGCCUGCAGCACAUGACGCAUCUUGGCCUUGCCGACGUCAUCAGCCUCAACUCUGUCCUGCAUGGCUUGGCCGGAGGCCUCCAGUGGCUUCGCGCUCUGCACCUUCUUCAGGAUGCUGCGGCAGAGCUUUCGCCAAGCAAACUGGAUGCUUUUACCUUCAAUGCAGCAAUGAAUGCCUGUCGCCUGCAAUGGGUCCAGUCGCUGGCGCUGCUACAAGUCAUGCUGCAAGCCAGAUUGCUACCCGAUGUGGUCACUUGCAGCAGCCUGGUCAGUUCCUGCACAUCCUGCAGCCACUGGGCCAGGGCCCUUACGGUCUACUACGACAUUCUACAAGUGCUGCCAGAAGGCAGGUAUAGCUUGAAGCUCGGUCCUAGUGGAGUCGUUUCUGCCGUGUCCAGGAACUUAAUGAUUCAGGCCUCCACACUGUGCGGCCAGCUGAAUGGAAAGCUCCCUUCUGCGGUCGCAAAGUUUGCCUUGGGCAUCCUCGUGCUGACACCCCUGAUCCUGCUCGUUCCUUUGGCGGCUAUUGAGCUCUUGGCAUAUGGCCUGCUGCUUAUAGUCCUUGCCGCGGCCGUCUCAGCCUUGACAUGGUGGCCGCCGGCACCAGCGAGCACUGAGAAGGUGAAGAUUAUGAGAGCCCCCGGCAGCCUAGCUGGGCGGCUCCGCUCUGCACGUGCAGGCGGCGAGCACCGUCGCAUGGCUGCCGUGCUGCGUGAGGACAGCGACGAGCUGGAAGCCGAGGAACUCGCCGAGGAGGUUGGUUCCAUCGUCGGGGCCUUCGUCGCCACGCGAACAGACAACGAGCUCAGGGAAGAGUUCAACAAUCUUGAGGAGUGGUACAGGCAGAUGGGGCCUGAAGAGGGACCUUUUCCCGUCCCGUACUGGGAGGUUGUGGUUCGAGUGCUUUGGCGUGGCUACAUCUACGACUACAUGAACCAGCGACCCAGAAGCAUUGUGGAUCUGGGGAGAGAAGAUGCAGGUGUUGUCACGUAUCGCAAUCAGGCCACUUUUGUCUCCGCGGGCUUGACCUUUGCAGAGGCCUUCGAGAGAACGGGCAGGACGUUCACCAUCACUUGCACGCCGACUUGCGGUGGGCCUCUCCUUCUACUCAACAGGCACACAGCGCCGAACAUGCUCAUUGCCUCGGCAGUUUGCGCUUCGUCAUCAAUGCCGAUGCUAGUGCAGGCCGUGCGGCUUCUGGAGAAGGGCCCGGAUGGAAGCGUGCGACCUUGGCCAGGUGUCGCGUCGCUGGUGCGCGACGGGACGAUGAUGGCCGACUCUCCUUGCCACGAGCUUGCGGAGAUGCUGAACAUGCGGUGGUCCAUUGUUUCUCAGGUGAAUCCACACGCGGUGCCACUGUCGUUGCCCCUUUUGCUGGCCGGUCGCCUUAGGCGCAGCUCCAGUGCUUGGGCAAGCGCAAGCAUGGCUGCUGCCGAGCCUUUGCUCCGCAGGCACUCUGGACAACAACCUGGGGAGGACUACUUCGGAGAUGUGCCCUUGCUGCAUGGAGCUGAAGUAUUUUUGCCAGCCGAGCCAAGUUGCACUUCCUGCUUUACACGGCUCGGUCGGAAAGCAUUUUGGCAUCAAGCACUCAA
Molecule: messenger RNA, 1880 nt
Organism: Symbiodinium necroappetens
Lineage: Eukaryota; Dinophyceae; Suessiales; Symbiodiniaceae
Source: the annotation of a GenBank genome assembly